CAAACGCUAGCAGGCUCGCUCUCGCCUCGACGCGAUGCCGCCUCCGCCCUCUCUCCAACCCUAGCAUCCGCCUCCCCCUCCCACUCCCCGUCGCGAGCGCCUCCGCCGCCGCGUCUCCCGUCUCCAUCCCCAUCCUCCGUCGCUGUCCCCGUACCCGUCCGCGAGCGCCGCCGCUCCAUCCUUCCCAUCCGGGUCGCGCCACCACCUCCGCCGGCGCGUCGUACGCCUCCCAUAGCUGCCGGACCUCCGCCUCCCGGUCAAGAUCCGCACCGCGCCGCCAUUCUCUGUCGCCUCCGCCACCCGUCCCACGUCGGUUUCUGCGCUGCCGCCAAGAAGACAGUUGGCAAGUGAGCGAGGGUGGAAACUAUAAUUGUAUCCACACAUUGAAAGAUCAUACUGCUGAGGAUAUCCCGCCGUCCGCUAUGGCUAACAUCAGAACAGUCUCCAGCCUCGCUGAGGUCAAUGGUGUCCUGGAAGAGAUGGGCAUCGAUACGAUUGGUGGAGCUAAUCAAGUUCAAUUUCGUUUGCACGAGCAGGCAUCCCUAAAAGAUGCAACUAAAAUGAAGACGAGGAUCCGACCUGGAAGGCAUGGAUUUAAAUUAGUUAACUCCGAGCUUUUCGAUUGUAAGUUUAAAGCCAUGGUUGAGCUACAGGAGGGUUACAACACCAUGGUCGAGACAUGCAUGGUGGAUUGUGAUCAUCAGUUGCUCCCACUUGAAGCCCGCAUCGCAGAGCUGAAGUAUCUCUUACUCUCCACCGAUGAGGAGAUCCCAAAGAUUGGAUUUGGAGCUGCAGAGAGGAAUCGGGGAGUGCAACAGAUGCGCUAUCCAAACCGGCCGUUCACGGAUGCGCAACGAGUUCCAUAUCAAGCAGCAUGCCCUACAAAUGCAGAGAGAGAUACUGCAGUUUCUCUAGACAAACGUGCUCAGAUGGCAUUUUGGAAGUUUAAUCUCCGUCUUCUGGAGGUGAAAGAAUCCAUCUUGGAGAAGACAAAGACUGAGCUGGAGAGAAGUCUGAGGGUAGAGUUCAACAAAGCGAUUGAGGAGCAAUCUGACCUUGGGGUUGGCUACGCGACCUACGAGUUUCACAAUGCAUAGAUGCCUGACCAACCCAUCCUUAGGUUGGACAUGCUUCGGUGAAUGGCAGCCAUGAUAAAGGCUUUGGUAAACAGAGCAACAGUGAUGAAGUGGAGCCAUGAUGUGUCAAUGCAGUAGUCUAUUUCUGAUCGGAAUGUGAAUGAGCCGUUUGUAAGAUUAAGUGGUAUAUGGAGCUGAGAUCUCAUGAAUAUCUAUGCAUUUUAUAGAAUGCUCAGUUUGCAACUACAACAUCCAUAUGAUGGUUGCACCUAAUGUAAAAAAUAGCGGGCUAAGAUAUUUA
Molecule: messenger RNA, 1377 nt
Organism: Panicum virgatum (switchgrass)
Lineage: Eukaryota; Viridiplantae; Streptophyta; Magnoliopsida; Poales; Poaceae
Exons: 5
Coding region: 423-1097 (224 amino acids)
Source: RefSeq, a predicted model, not a curated record